Messenger RNA from Monopterus albus (swamp eel), 1949 nucleotides. RefSeq names its product RAS-like, family 11, member A (gene rasl11a). Gene Ontology annotation, molecular function: GTPase activity; GTP binding. Lineage: Eukaryota; Metazoa; Chordata; Actinopteri; Synbranchiformes; Synbranchidae. The record is from RefSeq and is a predicted model, not a curated record. Bases 416 to 1183 code for a protein of 255 amino acids. The transcript has 8 exons.
AGCAUCUGGAAUCAGUGAAGACCGGAAUGCUUCAUUUUUAUGCUUUAAAACAUGCAGCGAUAUACUGAUACAUGAACAAAAACAAAUAGAUCUCAACGUCGAAAGACGCACAAAGAGGGUAAAACUUUUCCGUAGCACUCAGUGGAGGAAAACUGAACUAGAGCUGGGAUACUUGGAAAACGUUUGGGAAAUCUAGAAUCUCAGAGGAAAAAACGACCCCUUUUCAACAGUGGUUUUAGAAUUUUAGGAAUCUACCCCAGGAGAUCCAGAAUAACUGAGCGCACCACGCUCUCCCUGCAGGAACAUUAUGGCAACGUUGGAGUGAUUUUCCAUCCUCGGGGCGGAGGGGUUUGUUGCUGGGCAGUGUUUUUCCCCCAGAUAAAGCAGGGCUGAUCUGAGGGCAGAGGGGCGCUAAAUGCGGCUGACUGGCGACCUUACACCGGGAACCAUGAACAGCAGCGGGUCUGGCAACUUUCUGCUGGUCCCCAUACCGGAGUGUCCCCUGCUGGACUGUGUGCCUAACAAGACGGUGAAGAUUGUGGUGCUGGGAGCGAGCAACGUCGGGAAAACCGCUCUGAUUGUUAGGUUUCUGACCAAGCGGUUCAUAGGGGAUUAUGAAGCAAACACUGGAGCUCUAUACUCCAGAAAGGUUACACUGGAAGGGGAGGAAGUGUCUCUUCAGAUCCAGGAUACUCCCUGUGUCACUCUCCAGGAUGAUGCUGAAGGCCUGUACUGCCAGGAGCAGAUCAACAGGUCGAUCUACUGGGCAGACGGUUAUGUGCUGGUUUUUUCCAUCACAGACAAUGACAGCUACCGAACUAUCCAACCUCUGUACCAACAUGUUAGACGUAUACACCCCUCUGGAAACAUACCUGUUAUCCUGGUUGGUAACAAGAGCGACCUGCUCCGAGCCCGACAAGUGCCAGCAGAUGAAGGCGAGACAUUAGCAGCUGCACUAGGGGGAGUUUACUUUGAGGCCUCGGCCAGAGAGAACCAUGAGGGAGUCCAUGCUGCCUUCCUGCAUCUCUGUCAAGAGGUGAUCAGAGCACUGGGAGGAGGAAACGGAGAGAAAAGAAGAGGUGGCCUUCACUUAGCCAGACCCAAAUCUCCAAACAUGCAGGAGCUGAAGAGGAGGUUCAGACAGGUCCUCUCCUCCAAAGUCAAGUCAGCCACCACACUCUGAUCUUAGGGUGUGACCAAAGACAAUGUGCAGCCAGAUAUGUGGCAAAGAGAAAUGCUUUCAUGGAAAUAAAAAAGCUUCUAGUCCUUCUCUGAUGGAAGGCCGAAGAAAAAUGACAGGAGGAACUCAAGCCAAUAAUAGCAUGACAAGGCACAGCUGAACUCCUUUGCAGUGGUCAAGGACUUUAAAAGAGAACAAGCAGUCGUCGUCAGAUGGAUGAAAAAGAAAGUUUAAAUGGAGCUUUCUGGCAACUAUGCUCUUUUCUGCAUUUUGGAUGAGACUCGCGGUCAACAUGAGCCAACUUAAGCCUCUUCCCAGGCUUAUGUACAACAAGGAUGCUGCUCAAAAUCAACAUGACUUACUGCUACAUAAACAGAAAGCUGACUGUCACUGUGGACUUUCUAAUAUUUUGGAACAAUUCAUGACAGUUUUCUUGAGGCUGAAAAAAAUUAAAUAAAAUAAAAUCACUCAAAAGUGAGUGGUUUAAUGCAUCAUAUUAUUAAAGACUAAGAAUUUCUAAUGUCCUGUUACGUGUAUAACAUGUAGUUUAUGUUGGUUUUUGUUGCCUUUGGAACUGAAGGGUGCUCGGAAAACCUCUCAUUUUUUGUUUGGUUUAAGUUUGUUAGUCCCCGGAAGAGCAAUGACAUUUUUUAAGUUUGCUGAUACCAAAUAAAAUAAAGUCAAGCCGACAUCCUAUCUGUUGAUAAGUUUUGAUAAAAAAAAUAAGUAGUCCAAACUGAAACAGGAAAAGACCCCAAAAUACAAAUAU